AUGGAUAAAUCAUGGAUCAAAGCAGAUAGGGAUUCGUUAGAAUAUGAAAUUGGGGUGGAGGAGUUUUUGGUAUAUGCGGAGGGGACUGCGAAAAACCCCAAGUUAAUUCCCUAUCCAUGUGCCCACUGCGUUAAUUUUAAAAAACUGUCGGUAAACGUAAUUAGGGGCCAUCUGUAUGAAAAUGGUUUUAGUUUAGGCUAUGUUGAUUGGAUUUGGCAUGGUGAGAACUCUUCUAGGAGUUACAAGUCCUCUAUUGGUAGUACUUGUCCAGCCACGAACCCAUGCCCUGCAUCAGAGGCUGCUGAGAUAUGUGAAGCAGCAUAUAAUAAGGGUGAUUACGAUAGAGAAUCACAUGAUUUCAGACGGUUCGUGGCUGAUGCUGAACAACCUUUGUUUGAGGGAAGUGAGUCAACUAAGUUAGAGUCAAUGUUGAAAAUGCAUAACUGGAAGGCUAGGUUCGGCGUUAGUGAUAGUGCCUUUACAGAACUAUUAAGUACAAUUGGCUCUUUCCUUCCUAAAGAUCAUGUUCUGCCUAGUAGUACAUAUGAAGCGAAAAAGACUCUCUCCGACUUGGGACUCGAGUAUAUUAAAUUUCAUGCAUGUCCAAAUGACUGCAUAUUAUAUAGAGGUAUAUAUGAAGAAGCCUCUGAGUGUCCCAAGUGCCAUUUAUCUCGCUGGAAACUAAAAAAGGAUGGUAAAUUCAGAAUUAAUGUGCCUGCUAAAGUUAUGUGGUACUUCCCUAUCAUUCCUAGAUUUAAGAGAAUGUUUAAAUCUGAGUCUACUUCAGAGCUUCUGACUUGGCAUGCAAAAAGGCGAUCUGAAGAUGGCCUCAUGCGUCAUCCAGCAGAUUCUCCUUCUUGGAGAAAUGUAGAUUAUAGGUGGCCUGAGUUUGGUAGCGAGGCAAGAAAUUUACGCUUGGCAUUAGCUGCGGAUGGUAUAAACCCUCAUAAUAAUGGUCUGAACAAUAGGUAUAGUUGUUGGCCGGUUGUUCUAACAACAUAUAACCUUCCUCCGUGGUUAUGCAUGAAGCGAAAGUUUUUGAUGUUGACAAUAUUAGUAUCAGGCCCACACGAACCAGGUAAUAAUCUCGACGUCUAUUUACAACCACUAAUUGAUGAUUUGAAGAAGUUGUGGGAAGAAGGGGAACCAAAUGUAUAUGACGCAUAUACUAAAUCUGAUUUUACUUUAAAAGCAGUGCUGAUGUGGACAGUGAAUGAUUUCCCCGCAUAUGGAAAUUUGUCCGGCUGCAUCAAUAAGGGUUAUAUUGGUUGUCCAAUCUGUGGUGACCAAACUGCAGCUAAAUAUCUAAGUAACAGUCGAAAAAUGUGCUAUCAAGGUCAUCGUAGGUAUUUAGAUCGCCAUCACCCUUAUAGGAAGCAGAGGGUAGCUUUUAACGGGGAACAAGAGUUAGAGCAAGCUCCUGUGCCACUGACUGGAGAACAAGUGCUAGAGCAACAAAAAAAAAUUAAAUUUGAAUUUGGUCAGGUGAAGAAGAAGUCAAAGAAGGUUGACUGUGCAUGGAAAAAGAAAUCAGUUUUUUUUGAGUUAGAGUAUUGGAAGUUUCAUCAUGUGCGGCACUGUCUCGAUGUUAUGCACAUCGAGAAGAAUGUGUGUGAAAGUUUGCUAGGGACGAUACUAAAUCUGAAAUUUAAAACUAAAGAUAGUGUCGCUUCUCGUCUUGAUUUGCUUGAAAUAGGUUUAAGGACAGAUUUAGCUCCGCAAAUAGGUGAUAAAAAGACUUACCUACCCCCUGCAUCUUAUACUUUGUCAAAGGCAGAAAAGAAAACCAUGUUAGAAUCUUGCUGUUAG
Messenger RNA from Daucus carota subsp. sativus, 1809 nucleotides. RefSeq lists its product as uncharacterized. The record is from RefSeq and is a predicted model, not a curated record. The coding region runs from base 1 to 1809 and encodes 602 amino acids. NCBI's taxonomy places the organism in Eukaryota, Viridiplantae, Streptophyta, Magnoliopsida, Apiales, Apiaceae. The transcript has a single exon.